Messenger RNA from Octodon degus (degu), 2944 nucleotides. Its product is annotated as zinc finger protein OZF-like. The transcript has 4 exons. NCBI's taxonomy places the organism in Eukaryota, Metazoa, Chordata, Mammalia, Rodentia, Octodontidae. The coding region runs from base 97 to 1749 and encodes 550 amino acids. Gene Ontology annotation, biological process: regulation of DNA-templated transcription. The record is from RefSeq and is a predicted model, not a curated record.
CGUGUCCCUUUCCAGGUCACCUAGCCGACGGGACCAGUUUUCUGUGACUCGUGCUUACUGCAUUCGGAGGGCCCUCGGAGACGCUCGAGCCGCGCAAUGGAGACAGUGACCUUUGAGGAUGUAGCUGUGCAUUUCACUACGGCAGAGUGGGCUUUGCUGAAUCUGUCGCAAAAGAAGCUGUACCAAGAUGUGAUGUGGGAAACGUUUGUGAAUAUGACUGCCAUUGGAGGAACACCGAAUAACCAGCAAAUUGCAGAAGAGUGCAAAAAUUGCUCAAGAAAUCUAAGAAAUGAAGCAGAUGGUUAUUUGAGAUUUGAAGAGAAGCUGUAUAAAUGUAAGGAACAUGGAACACCCUGCACUAAUUUCCAGUCUUUUCAGAGGCAUGGAAUAAGAAAGACUGGAGAGGAACCUUGUCAAUAUGAGCAGUGUGGGAAAGUCUGCACUGAUCUUAGUGAACAAAUUCACCUUGGGGAGAAAAACUUUGUAGGUAAGAAAAGCGUGAAAGCGUACAGCACACUCAGUGGUGUUCAGAUCCAUGAGAGAAAUCACUAUGUGGAAAGUCUGUAUGUAUACCAACAAUGUGAGGAAACUUUUAUUUCUUCAUACCAAAUUCAAGUUCAUGAAAGAAGACACACUGGAGAAAAGCCUUGCAUAUCUAACGUAUGUGUAAGAACUUUAGCUCAUAGUAAUUCUUUCCAAAACUAUAAAAUGAUUCACAGUGGGAAGAAACCCUAUGUAUGUGAGCAGUGUGGAAGAUACUUCAUCCAAAAAUGUCACUUUCAAGUACAUGAAAGAAGUCACACUGGGGAGAAACCCUAUGCAUGUACACAAUGUGGCAAAGGAUUUGCUAAUAGAUCUUCAUUUCAUAGACAUAGAAGAAUCCACACUGGGGAGAAACCCUUUGCAUGUAAACAGUGUGGGAAAGCAUUCGGUCAAAAGAGUCACUGUGAUCGUCACGAAAGAACUCACACUGGGGAGAAACCCUUCGUAUGUAAGCAUUGUGGGAAAUCUUUCAGCACACACAGUCAGUGUCAAAGUCAUGAAAGAACUCACACUGGGGAGAAACCCUAUGUAUGUAAGCAGUGUGGGAAAGUUUUCAGUGAAAAAAAUAAUUGUGAAAGACAUGAAAGGAUUCAUACUGGGAAGAAGCCCUAUGUGUGUAAGCAAUGUGGGAAAGCAUUCACUACAUACCGUGAUUGUCAAAUACAUGAAAGAAGUCACACUGGGGAGAAACCUUAUGUGUGCAAGCGGUGUGGGAAAGCAUUCAGUACACAGAGUUAUUAUAAAAUACAUGAGAGAACUCACACUGGGGAGAAACCCUACGUAUGUAAGCAGUGUGGGAAAUCUUUCACACAGAAGUGCAACUUUCAAGCACAUAAAAGAACCCAUUCUGGGGAGAAGCCUUAUGAAUGUCAACAAUGUGGAAAAGGAUUUGCUGAUAAUGCUUCACUCCGUAUACAUAACCGAUCCCACACUGGGGAGAAACCUUAUGAAUGUCAGCAAUGUGGAAAAGGAUUUGCUCAUCAUUCCUCAUUUUAUAGACAUAUAAGAUAUCACAUGGGUGAGAAGCCCUAUGUUUGUGAGCAGUGUGGGAAGUCUUUCAGCCAAAACAGUCACUUUCAAUCACAUGAAAGAACUCACACUGGAGAGAAACCCUAUGUAUGUAAGCAGUGUGGAAAAUCUUUCAGCCGAAAGAUUAAUUGUCAACUACAUGAAAAGAUUCACAGUGGGAAGAAGGCUUACAUGUGACAGCAGUAGGAGAGAGCAUCACUACGUACUGUUAUUGUUAAGUAUAUGGGAGAAGCUUUAUCUGUUCAAGCAGUGUGAGGAAGCACACACAGGUGGUAUAAAAUGUGAUGGGACUCACCCUAGGGAGAAACCUUACGUAUUUAGCAAUAUAGGAAAUGGGAACAUGAGAGAAUUCAUGGUGGAGAGAAGUCCUUUCAGUAUAAGAAAUAUGGAAAAGUAUUUGCUGAGAAGUCCCUAUUUCAUAGACCUAGAAGAUUCCAUAUUUGGGAGAAAUCCCAUGUAUAUAUGCAGUGUGGGAAAGCAUUCGGCACAUGAACACGCCAUUAAAUUAUGAAAUUAUGCACACCACAGAGGAGCUGUGUGUAGCCAGUGGGGGCAAAGAUGUCUUUAUGAUAUAAACAAGGCACAAUGAGGAGUAACUCCUUCUAAGAAAUGUGGGGAAAUUAGGGCUGGGGAUAUUGAUCAGUGGCAUAAGCACCUGUCUGGCAAGUACAAGGUCCCGAGUUUGAUCCCUGAUACCCCCCCACACACACACACACGGAUGGGGGGGUAGGAAUUCAUCUGGGAGAGACUAACCCUCGGAAGUCAUACUAGGACCAAAACUGCUGUAAAUUCCAUAGAUUUCUCUCCCAAUAUUGCAUGCAUCAUCUAUAAAGCUGCAUCAUGAAUAUGCAAAGUGUAUUGGGAUUUCACCACACUUCCUAGGGUUCUAAAGAACAUCUGUGGAAUUUCAGAUCAUCUUUAAUUAAUAAUUGCAGUUCCAUCAUGUGUUUUAUACCACCUAUGUGUGUUCACUGCUUCCCCACAUUGCUUGAACAAGGUGGGAAAGCGUUUGGUAUUACCAGAUAUGUGAAAGCAGUUAUGCUGAAGAGAAAACCUACAUAUGGAAGACUAUUUUGAAAAUCCUUUAUAAAGUACUUAUGUAGAGGAAACACUUAGAAGUGAUAUAAAAUUGGUGAUGUUGAUAUUUAUUCAUAGUUUCCAGAAAACAGUCCUAGAGGAGACAAGUUAGGGUAGUCAUUCUGCUUUUCAGUAAGUCACCUGUAAAUGUCUCAUCUAUAUACUUGUAGACUUUGCUAUUAAAAAAACCACACCUUUGUCCAGGUGAGAUGGCCUACUCAUGUAAUCCCAGCAUUGGGAAACUGAGGCAGAAGGAUUGCUGCAAGUUACAGCCAGUCUAGGCCACAAAGUGAGU